Thunnus maccoyii (southern bluefin tuna) is the source of this 3454-nucleotide messenger RNA. It is a transcript of the gene dlg4b, whose product is annotated as discs, large homolog 4b (Drosophila). Gene Ontology annotation, cellular component: postsynaptic density membrane; neuromuscular junction; neuron projection. Gene Ontology annotation, molecular function: kinase binding. The transcript has 16 exons. Gene Ontology annotation, biological process: AMPA glutamate receptor clustering; postsynaptic neurotransmitter receptor diffusion trapping; chemical synaptic transmission. The record is from RefSeq and is a predicted model, not a curated record. Bases 1200 to 3152 code for a protein of 650 amino acids. Lineage: Eukaryota; Metazoa; Chordata; Actinopteri; Scombriformes; Scombridae.
GUCAUUAUGCUGUUUAUGUCAACACACAGUAGUGCUCCCUAGCAACAAUAAAAAUAUAGUCUGGCAAAAACCCAGAAAUGUGUUUCAGUUUCCUACAUUCAUCCACCUUUAAACUCCAUCACAAGCAUCCAGCAUCACCACUGCAGCUCCCAGACACACCUGCAAAAACACCUGUACACCAUCCUGAACACCGCAGCAACCACCUAGAAACCCCAAAGAACAGAGUGUAAAGCUGCAACAACCCAGAAUAACAGUUGCAACCACCUUUUCAUCAGCUAAACUGAUGCAUUGUGGGAACAGGAGGGAUGAAAUAUUCAAUGCUGGGUUGCCAGGUGUUAGAACCUCUUAUCUACAUCAGAGUACUGCCACAGAAACUACAAAGUAACACCAUAGCAACGACCUAACAACCACCAAGUAACACCAUGGCAAUCACCUGAUAACCACUAUGCAACACCAUAGUAACCACCUGAUAACCACCAAGUAACACUAUAGCAACCACCUGGUAACCACUAACACCAUAGCAACCAUCUGGUGAUCACCAAGUAACAUCUUAGCGACCACCUGAUAACCACCCAAUAAUACCAUAGUGACCACCUGAUAACCAGCAAGUAACAUCUUAGCAAGCACAUGACAACCACCAAGUGAUACCAUAGUGACCACCCAAUAACCACCAAAUAACACCAUAGCAACCAUCUGAUGAUCACCAAGUAACACCUUAGCAACUACCCAAAAACCACCAAGUAACAUCUUAGCAACUACCUGGUAACCACUAAGUAACCAUAGCAACCAUCUGAUGAUCACAAAGUAACAUCUUGGUAACAACCAUCCAAGUAAUACCAUAGUGACCACCCAAUAACCACCAAAUAACACCAUAGGAACCCUCGGAUAACCACCAAGUAACACCUUAGCAACGUCCAAUCAUGUGGUUUGGAUUUGGAGGUGGGCGGGGCAACAGUUUGGUACAUACGAUAAAAAAGGUUGGGCUGUCAAUCAAACUGUGUGGGCGGGGCCUGUGGCACUGUGUGGAAGAGAUGAUAUGAGAGGGAGAGAGAGAGGUGGUCGCUAUAGCUACAGUUACAGUUGUCUAGGUAACCGGCCCCCUGAGGGCUGAACAGCUGUUACCAUGGAGUUGCCGUGGUGAUGAGCCGUUAGCAGAGAGAGAUGCUGGAGGUGAUUUAACCCUUUGUGUGUUUUUACAGAUGAACGGAUCAGAAGGAGAGCUGGAGUACGAAGAGAUCACACUGGAGAGGGGGAACUCUGGUCUGGGUUUCAGCAUCGCAGGAGGAACUGAUAAUCCUCACAUCGGAGACGACCCGUCCAUCUUCAUCACCAAGAUCAUCCCGGGAGGAGCCGCCGCCCAGGACGGACGCCUCAGGGUGAACGACAGCAUCGUGUUCGUUAACGACGUGGAUGUGCGUGAGGUCACUCACUCCAUCGCCGUGGAGGCGCUGAAGGAGGCGGGGCCUGUGGUCAGGCUGUACGUCCUGCGGCGACGCCCACCGAGCGAACGCAUCACUCAGAUCAAACUGAUGAAAGGACCUAAAGGUCUGGGCUUCAGUAUAGCGGGCGGCGUGGGGAACCAACAUGUUCCUGGAGACAACAGCAUCUACGUCACCAAGAUCAUCGAGGGAGGAGCGGCGCACCGCGACGGACGGCUACAGAUCGGGGACAAAAUACUGGCGGUGAACCACAUGUCUCUGGAGGACGUCCUGCAUGAAGACGCUGUGUCCGCCCUGAAGAACACAGGGGAGGUGGUCUACCUGAAGGUGGCCACACCCACCUCGCAGUACAUCCACCCUGCUGAUCGAUACAGCCCCCCCGACCUCACCAGCUCCUACAUGGAGCCGGACUACAUGUGUGAUUACCCACAAGCCCUCCCUCCUCCGUCGCCUCGGCGAUACUCCCCGAUCCCCCGCGGCAUGAUGGGAGAGGACGAGUACUCCCGGGAGCCUCGGCGAGUGUGCGUCCAGCGCGGCUCCACCGGACUCGGCUUCAACAUCGUGGGCGGCGAGGACGGCGAGGGGAUCUUCAUCUCCUUCAUCCUUGCAGGAGGACCAGCGGACCUGAGCGGAGAGCUCCGGAAGGGCGACCAGAUCCUCAGUGUGAACGGUGUGGAUCUCAGGUACGCCACACACGAACAGGCAGCAGCAGCUCUGAAGAACGCCGGACAGACUGUUACCAUAGUAGCACAGUACAGACCUGAGGAGUACAGCCGCUUUGAAGCAAAGAUCCACGACCUGAGGGAGCAGAUGAUGAACAGCUCGUCUGGAAGUCUGAGAACCAACCGCAGCUUCUACGUCAGGUCGCUGUUCGACUACGACAAGCAGUGGGACUGCGGCGUCCUGUCACAAGCUCUGGACUUUAACUUCGGGGAGGUGCUUCAUGUGAUGGACAGCGCUGACGACGAGUGGUGGCAGGCCAGACGGGUCAACCAGCAGGGGGAGCUGGAGGAGCUGGGAUACAUCCCCUCCAAACACAGGGUGGAGAGGAAGGAGUGGUCACGGAUGAAGAGUAAAGGUAGAGAAGGUUUCGUUCACAGCUACGAGCUCGUCACUCAGAUCGAAGUGGACUACGCUCGUCCCGUCAUCAUCCUGGGUCCGACCAAAGACCGAGUCAACGACGACCUGCUGUCCGAGUUCCCCGACAAGUUCGGCUCCUGCGUCCCUCACACCACCCGCCCCCAGAGGGACUACGAGGUCGACGGGCGGGACUACCACUUUGUGUCGUCACGGGAACAGAUGGAGCGAGACAUCCAGUCCCACCGCUUCAUCGAGGCGGGCCAGUACAACAACCACCUGUACGGGACGUCGGUGCAGAGCGUCAGACAGGUGGCCGAACAGCAGGGGAAGCACUGCAUCCUGGACGUGUCGGCCAACGCAGUGAGGAGGCUGCAGGCAGCUCAGCUCCACCCCAUCGCCAUCUUCAUCCGACCACGAUCCCUGGAGAACAUCCUGGAUCUGAAUAAGCGUCUGUCGGAGGAUCAGGCGAGGAAAGCUCUGGAUCGAGCCAUCAAACUGGAACAAGACUUCCUCGAAUGUUUCACAGCCAUCGUGCACGGCGACAGCUUCGAGGAGGUGUACCACCUGGUCAAAGCCGUCAUCGAGGAGCAGAGCGGCCCGUACAUCUGGGUCCUCACCCGCGACAGACUCUGAUUGGCCACUGCCAGCGACGGGCACCAUCUCCGUGGAAACCGCCGCCACGGAGAGCAGAUGUUUGUCUUUUUAUUGUUUUGGUUUUCUUUCUAUGGGAGGAUGACGACAGAACACAGGCGCUGGAUGGAUGCUGUAACCACGGUAACCAAGAGAGAUCUGUUUCUUUAAGAGAAGGACGAACCUGUCUGUCUCUCCAGCUGUCUGUGUGUCAGACGGAGAGAUGGAGACAGAUGAUCAAUUGAUUGAUUUAUGUGUUGAUUCAAUAAUCCUGUAUUAUCAGUAAAUAAUGAAUCAGGACUGUA